AUGAAACGUUGGUUAAAACCAAAUGACUCCGCUUUGGACGAAGCAAAUGAAAAACCUUCGACUUCAAAGGUUAAACGUCGUAAGUUUUGCGACGAAUACUUAGCUUUCGGUUUCACAAGUACCAAUUUAAACGGUGAAGAUAGACCUCAGUGCGUCAUAUGCUACGAAGUUUUGUCAAAUGAGUCGAUGAAACCGGCCAAACUCCGACGUCAUUUAGAAACAAAACACCAGGAAUAUCGUGACAAAUCAAAAGCCUUUUUCAAAGUUAAAGCCUCGCAAUUGAAACAAAGCAAAAAAACAAUGAUAAAGACUGCUACUGGGACCAAUAACGAAAGUGCUGUAUUAGCGUCCUACCAAGUAUCUUUGCUAGUUGCAAAAAGUGGUAAGCCCCACACCAUUGCUGAAGGCUUAAUUUUACCGUGUGCUAAAAUCAUGGUUUCUGCUAUGUUAGGUGACAAAGCUUCAAAAGAAUUGGACGUUGUAUCGUUAUCAAACAACACAGUGAAGAGGAGAAUUGAUGAUUUGUCGGGAAAUAUUAAAGAACAGCUGAUUUUCUACGUUAAAGCAAGCAGAUUUUAUGAUUUGCAAUUAGAUGAGAGCACAGAUAUUAGCAAUGAUGCAAACUUGCUUGCAUAUGUUCGUUACGAACACAACAACAGCAUAAGUGAGGAUUUUUUAUUUUGUUUAACUUUACCUUCGCACACUACAGGUGAAGCAAUAUUUGAAGUAUUGAACAACUUUAUGUCCAUUCAUGAAAUUACAUGGGACAAAUGUGUGGCAGUUAGCCCCGACGGUGCUCGGGCUAUGACCAAGACACGAAUAGGGCUGCAGGCGCGCGUUAAGAAGAUGAAUCCAGCUAUUAUCUGGCAUCAUUGCUGCAUUCAUAAGGAAGCAUUAGCAGCUAAAAACAUGCCAGAACAAUUAAAAACAGUGUUAGACGACAUAGUGCGUGUGGUGAAUUUUAUUAAAGCUAGGCCUUUAAAUUCCCGUAUUUUCGGUAUCAUUUGUGAAGAAAUGGGAAGCAUUCACAAGCAGUUAUCUCGUGGCAAAGUUGUGACGCGUGUUUUUGAGCUGAGAGAUGAGAUCAGAAUGUUCUUUUUGAAGAAUUCUGGACACAGCGUCAGCAAAUAUGCUGAUCACUUCAAUGACUUUGGAUGGCUUACAAUGGCAGCAUAUUUGGCUGAUAUAUUUAGUGCCCUUAACGAGUUGAACUUAGGUCUACAAGGGAGAGAUACCAACUUCUUCCAAGUCGAUGAUAGAAUUGAAACGAUGCUAAAAAAACUUGACCUUUGGAUAAAUCGUACAAUUCAAAAAAACUAUAAUCACUUUCCAACACUGUCACCGUUUUUGGAGUCCUCUGGUGAAGCAAUAUUGGCAGCACAAGUACAAGAUGAAAUG
Messenger RNA from Leptinotarsa decemlineata (Colorado potato beetle), 1398 nucleotides. RefSeq names its product zinc finger BED domain-containing protein 5-like. Lineage: Eukaryota; Metazoa; Arthropoda; Insecta; Coleoptera; Chrysomelidae. The record is from RefSeq and is a predicted model, not a curated record.